This is a messenger RNA of Poecilia reticulata (guppy), 1543 nucleotides long. RefSeq names its product LITAF domain containing (gene litafd). Gene Ontology annotation, cellular component: cytoplasmic side of lysosomal membrane; nucleus; cytoplasmic side of late endosome membrane. Gene Ontology annotation, molecular function: zinc ion binding. The record is from RefSeq and is a predicted model, not a curated record. NCBI's taxonomy places the organism in Eukaryota, Metazoa, Chordata, Actinopteri, Cyprinodontiformes, Poeciliidae.
GAGGGCGGCGCUGUGGGCGUGUUGGAGGUGAGGCUCAUAGAGGUCAGACAAGCUAUCAGCUCAGCUUCAAUCCUCAGAAGUCAGCAUCCACAGGAGGAGCUCACACACACACCUGUCUGCAAACUCACCGCCACACAACACCAAGCAAUAUGAGCGCACAGGAUCCUCCACCCUACCUCAACAAAGAUACUCAGGCGUCAGGAGUGAAGGUUUACCACGUGCACACCCCGUUCACCCCUCCUGACCAAGAGCAGGUCGGCUCUGCCUCUGCGGCCAAACCAGUGUACACCAGCGGAGGUGGAGGGGGAGGCGGCAGUGAUCAAGGAAAAAAGAAAUUUGUGAGCUACGAUGUGGGUCUGGGUCGGGACCCCGGCAUGACGACCUGCACGUCCUGCCAGCAGCAGGUCAUGACCAACGUCCAUUACAAAGCAGGGACGUACGCCUGGCUCAUGUGCAUACUCUUCAUCUGCUGUGGGUUGUUCCUGUGUUGCUGCUUGAUUCCGUUCUUCCUCGACAGCUUCAAGGACGCGUACCACACCUGCCCCCGCUGUGAAAGAGUCCUGCACGUAGAGAAGAAGGAGUGCUGUAAAUGAUAAACAGCUGGGAGAGACGAACCCGUAGAAAUAAUCAGCGCCAUCUUGUCAGCUUCGUCUGCCUCUGGGUUCCAGAGACCUGGAGAAGCAAAUCGAACGUUUUAUUUUUAUUUUAUUUUUUUCUCAUAUUGGGACAUGGACUCGCUUACCGGUAUUUCUAUGGACAAGCCGUCGAUUUUUACUCGAGGCAAAAAUAAUAAAAAAUAAAAAUAAAAAAAAAUCAGACAUUAAACAACUUCUUCAAUGCUUCAAAAUAUUAUCAAAUAUACGGAAAAUGAUUGUAUUGUCAAAUAUUUAAACGGUUAAAAACCUCUGGUAGGUUCAUAAUCCCCUACAUACUUUUUUUUUUUUUUUUUACAGAUCUUGUAUUUUCCAAAACACUUUUUUUCUGAAAUGAUGCUGGUAAAAUGAAGAAUUGUUUACAGAUCUCAUGUUUCAAGAUGCUGUUUGAAAUCUGAACCAAUCAUCUCGCUGCUCGUAGGGACUUUUAAACAAUUAAAAGUAACAAAACAAAUGAACACACUGUUAGAGUAGAGGCUGUUUUGCUUACUAAUGUACACAAUAACUUUGUGUUGUCAUGUUUUGUUGAAGGAUUCUGCCUAUGAGACUCUGCUUUGAAUUAAGCUGUAUAUGAGGUGUACAUUUCCGUUAGUCAGGAAAUGUACACCUCUAUUUUUUACAACUGUGUGAAGAGCAGUUCACACACCGCACCAUCGUUUUGAUCGAUACCUCCAAACAGAAUAGCCAAAUCAAAUUAUGCAUUUAUGUAUAAUAUAUCUAUAUGUGUAACCUUCUGUCUCUAAAUAAAAAACACUAGCUGCUUAAUGAUACACUAAUAUGCUAAAUCUCAGAUUCAUUUCUGGGUGAAACUGAUGAUGCUUGGAUCUCCGUUAUUUACUAUGUCUGCUGGAAAAUGUUGCACUCCAAUAAAAAGUAGAAUAUAUGGAUUA